AUGCCGGACACGUCCAUGAUCCAAUUUCCUUGCCGCUGGGCAGGCUGCCAAGUGCAGAUGCCCACGUUGGAAGAGCUAGCUUUGCACGUCCAGAAAUUCCACUUACAUCCGUCGGCGACGACACAGGAUCCAGCAGCUUGGCACGAUACCCAAAAUAUGGCUGCGUCGAUGUCAUCUCUGCUACCAGGUCCGACUACCUCCUCCAGUGCAUUGACGCCCUCUACACCUAUGCCGAUCUCCACAGCACCCAAUAAUCCACUUCCCUCCGAGAUCAAAUUGGAUCUCACCGAACAUUUUCGUGAGGCAGAGGCGCUAUUGCAAGAGUCGCAUACGGCGUGUCUAUGCCCUCCCGCCCAGGAAGGUCGCAAGCGGCACCCAUGUGGCUGGAUUCAUUGUACAGAGAGUUUCGACACACACGCUGAACUUACAGCACAUAUAACAGCUCUGCAUGUGGGAUCUGGCAAGACCGAAUACGAGUGCGGUUGGGUGGGCUGUCCCCGAGCACAGGAAGGGCGCAAGUUCUCCCAGAAACAAAAAGUACUGCGUCAUAUCCAAACGCAUACAGGCGAUCGUCCCUAUGUAUGCCCAGAGUGCCACAAACGCUUUAGUGAGGCCAAUACGCUGACACAGCAUAUGCGCACACAUACCAAUGAACGUCCAUACAAAUGCGACUUUCCAGGCUGUAACAAGUCCUUCAGCGUCGUUGGCAGCUUGACCAUUCACAAGCGGACGCACACGGGCGAUCGUCCUUUCAAAUGCCCCUAUCCUGGAUGCGGAAAGCAGUUUUCGGAGAGCAGCAAUCUGAACAAGCAUAUUCGUGUCCACCGCGGUGACAAGCCUUUCAAGUGUCCAGAAUGCGAUCGUCGCUUUACCCGACCGGAUCAGAUGGCGCGUCACCGGAAAGUGCAUGCCAAAGCAGCUGUUAGUGCCGCUGCGGCUCAUGCUACAGCGACGUCUACAUCGAAUUCACCAGCUCCAUCUUCUCACCCUGUACCCCCAUUGGCGUAA
Molecule: messenger RNA, 1008 nt
Organism: Malassezia pachydermatis
Lineage: Eukaryota; Fungi; Basidiomycota; Malasseziomycetes; Malasseziales; Malasseziaceae
Product: zap1-metalloregulatory protein involved in zinc-responsive transcriptional regulation
Exons: 1
Coding region: 1-1008 (335 amino acids)
Biological process (GO): regulation of transcription by RNA polymerase II
Cellular component (GO): nucleus
Molecular function (GO): RNA polymerase II cis-regulatory region sequence-specific DNA binding; DNA-binding transcription factor activity, RNA polymerase II-specific
Source: RefSeq, a predicted model, not a curated record